AUGUAAAUAACUCAAACUUAAUUAUUAGAAUGGGUAAAGGAUGGAAACAAAGUAACUUUGAAGAAACAUUUCGAGGAUGAGUUGAAGUUUUCUUAAAAUAAAUUAUCAGACUUCUUUGCAAUGGUUGAUGAUUAAAAAAGAAAUGUUGUACAUUGGGCAGCUUAUUUGGGAUAAUAUAAAUUGUUAAAGUGGUGGUGUAAGAAAUACAAAUUGAUGAUUAACUUAAAUAAAGGUGAUAUGCAUUCUUACACUCCCUUAGAAUUAGCAAGCAUCAAAGGGUAUGUUAUAUAACAAUUUAUUCUAAAGGUAUUCUGGUGAAUAUAAUCCAGAAUAACAAGAAAAUACAAUAAAAUUAUUGCUUGAACAUGGUUCUUUAAUUCCAUAAUCAAAUACUUCCAAGCCAAAUCCUUUACAUUGGGCUUUUUAUUAUGGAAACAAAGAACUUGUAGAUUUUCUAAUUUCAAAGAAAUUUUAACUUUAAUUAGAAACAGAUUAAUAAGGCAAUUAUCCAAUAGAUUACUUGUUUUUAGAAAAUAGACCUGAUUAAUAUAAGUAUAAUUUUAUAUAUAAACAAUAAGAAAAGAAGUUAGUGAUAUAUUUGAAAAUAUUGUCAUUAAUUAUGCUUAAGUAACAACUAAAUAAACUUUAAAUAGAAAACCAAAGAAGAAAAAGUUAAGAAUACCUAAAAAGAAAAAGAAUAGAUAAUUAAGGGAUGGAAAAUAACAUUAAGCUACAGUAGUAAUGAGUUAACUUCCAUUAAUUUAAACAUAAAUAAAAGAAGAUGAUUCAACACCAGAAUCUGAACCUUCUAAAAAUGGGAUACCAUAUUCUAAUAUAUCAAAUUAUCAUAAAAGUCAAACAUCAAACUCAUUCAUCUCUAAAAAUACUAUACCUAAAAGUAGUUAAAAUCCAACACAAAGUUAAUAAAUAUUAAUUAAAUUUCAAUAAAGAAGUUGUUGCAAAAAGAUAUAAUCAAAAAAUUUAGAUGAAAUUGCUGAUGUUCCUCUUUAUGAUGAUUCUAGAAUUGAAAUGAAAGAACCUGAAGAAGAGAAAAUACCUGAAAUUAAAGUAUUUAAUUAAAAUCAAAGAAACUCCAAUUCAUGUAAACUUAUUACUGAAAAAAAUUAAGAAAAUCAAUUUAAAGCAGAUGAAUGCAAUAUAAUCAUAGCAGAACCUCCUGUUUUAUAAUUUAAUUCAGAAACUUCACCUCCAAAAAAUUUAGAUCAUAGAAGACGUCAUAAAAGUAAUAGAUUCAAAUCUUAAAAUGAAGAUUAUUUGGAAAAAAUUGAUUUAAAAGAAUAAGAAAAGUUUUAUAUUUAUCAUAGCAAAGCUUAUUUAACAAAAAAUGAAAUUUAUGAAUGUCGAUUACAAUAUUGGUCUGCUAGACAAGGUAAUGCAGAGUUUCUUAUAUAUUUCUUAAAAAGAAGAUGCAAUCCUUUUGUCAAUGUCUAUUAAGGUUUUAAUUGUCUACACAUUGCAGCUUUCAAAGGAAAACUUAAAAUAUUAAAAAUAAUUCUAGAAGCAGAUUAUGAAUAUUAUGAUUAUUCUGAAGAAAAUAAUCAAAAAUAUAAAAAAUAAAUAAAAGAUUAAAUAUUUGAUAAAGUAUAUAUUGUUAUUAUAUUUUAGAAAGAAUGUAUUAAUAUUUUGACAGAUUAAAAUCCAUCAAAUGCUUUACAUUUAGCUAUAGAAUAAGAAAAAUAUAAAUGCAUGAAAACCUUAAUUUUACAUGGAGUAUCUGUUGAUACAGUAAAUAGUAGAUGUCUCAAACCUUUUGAAUUAACUUUUAAUCAAGAUAUAAUGGAGUAUUAUAAGGAAAACAUUUAAAUUAAAUAAUAAAUGAGUAGUUUAACUGAAUUAGGAUAUUAAUAUGUAAUUUAAACUAAAGGCACUUUAAGUGUUGAAUAAGAUAUUGUAUAUCUAUAAUUACAAAAUAUAAGACAAACCUUUAGAGAUAGAGGAUGGAGUUUUGAAUUUAUGAUAUUUCAUGCUCCAAAUCUUGAUAAAUUAGAAAUGUACAAUGACAAUGCUUAAGCUAAAAAAGUUAAAUCUCUUUAUCAUUAUUAUGUAUUAAAAUUACCACCUGAUUCUAUUUAUAAAUUAGCAGAUUUAUAUUAGAUAUCAUGUUACAACUUUUAAACUAAAGUAAAUUAGAUCUUUUAUUUUAGUAUAUAUGUUAAUUCAAUUAUGAUAAUAGAGGCUUUUUUGAAUUUCCAAAAGACCUUCAAGUAUAAAUGUUAAUAUUAAAUACACUAAAUGAUGAAUUUGAUGUAGAUAAAUUUGUAUUAGAAAAAUUAAUAAUUUCCCAUUAUCCAUUAGAGGAUAUAUAAAAAUGUGAAAAGAUAACCUAAUUUUGGGAUGAAUAACAAAAUAAUUGUAUUCAAGAUUCGAUUCGAUAUGAAACAUAAUAAAUUGCAUUAAGACCAUUGCAUGCUAUUGCCUCUUAUUUUGGCCCAGUUGUUGCAUGGUACAUAGCCUUAAAUGUACAAAUAAUAGGUUGGUUGAUGAUUCCAUCAGUGUUCGGAGCAGCUUUAGGAAUUUAUAUCAUUAUAACAGAGGAAGUGAAGUAUGAAUAAUAAGGGAAUAUAUUAGUUCUUCAAUAGUUCCUUUUUACGCAUUAUUAAUGACACUUUGGUCUACAUUAUUUAUGGAAAAGUGGAAAAAUAGAGAAUCUGAAUUGAAAUUUUGUUGGGAUAUGCAUAAAUUUAGACAAACAUAACCUUAAAGAGUGAUGUAUACAGGUUAAUAUAUUAUAAAUGAGGCUACAAAUAAGAUUUAGAUAUAUGAUUACUUUACUACAUUUAAGAGACGAUUAAUUGCAGAAGGACCUGUAAUUUUAAUAGGAAUAGCAAUUAUUGUAUUAAGUUUUUAUGCAUUUAAUCUUUGGUUAUAAGAAUGGAAAGAUAAUGCAAUAAUGCCAAUAGUGAUUAAUUCAUUAAAUGGAGUUUCGAUGACAGUGUUUUGUGAUUUAUACAAAAGAUUGUGUACAUCUUUGGUAACAUGGGAAAAUCAUAUGUAUGAAUCAGAAUAAGAAUACUCAUACAUUUUGAAGGUAUUUUUAUUUGAAUUUCUAAUAUCAUAUGUAUCAGUAGUUUAUGUAGCAAUAUUUGAGAAUGAUGCUUCUUAAUUAAGUGUAUCAGUAGCUAGUAUAAUAAUAACUAGAGGGGUGAUAUCAAAUGUGAAGAGUAAUUUUUUACCUUACUUUUUGUUUAAAUAAGAGAAAAGAAUAUUGGAAGAAAAGUUUUAAGAAUUCAAAAGAAUAUUUACAUUAAAAUUAGAGGAAAAGAAAUAAGUUCCUAAUAUUUGUAAUUCGAAAUUCAGCAAUGAUAAACUGAAUUCUGAAAUAUAAUUAUCAUUUCUUUAAGAAUUAGAAAUAGGUCGAAUUAAAUAACCAUAAAAAGUUCUUUAUGAUGAAUACACAAGUAUUGCAAUAUAAUUUGGAUAUACAACUAUGUUUGCACCUACUUUUCCAGCUGCUCCUUUAUUUUUUAUGAUAAAUUGUUAUAUCAAUUUAAGAUGGUCAAUUUACAAUUAUCAACAUAUUUUGAAAAGAGAAAGAGCUUAAGCUGCAGAUUCAAUAGGAAUUUGGUUGUAAAUUUUUGAAAUAAUGAAUUAUUGUGCUACAUUUAUGAAUUGUAUAGUUAUAGGAACUGUUAAUAAGGAAUAAUUUAAGGGAAUUAUUGGAAAUUAAAAUGCUCUUGUUAGUGCAUUUUUCCUUGCUGCAAUAGAACAUAUAUUAUUACUUAUUAAAUAUAUUCUUGAUGUUUCAAUCCCUGACUGUCCUUAUUGGGUGGAGAAGGAACUUAGAAGGUAUGCAUAUUUAGAAGAAAAAUACUUGAAAAAUAACAAUUGA
Molecule: messenger RNA, 3850 nt
Organism: Paramecium pentaurelia
Lineage: Eukaryota; Ciliophora; Oligohymenophorea; Peniculida; Parameciidae
Source: the annotation of a GenBank genome assembly